Molecule: messenger RNA, 867 nt
Organism: Fraxinus pennsylvanica
Lineage: Eukaryota; Viridiplantae; Streptophyta; Magnoliopsida; Lamiales; Oleaceae
Source: the annotation of a GenBank genome assembly
AUGCCUCGUCAUGAUGACCGCUAUGGUGACACAACACGUCUCUAUGUUGGCCAUUUAUCUUCAAGGACCCGAUCUCGUGAUCUAGAGGACAUCUUUCGCAGAUAUGGGAGAGUACGUGAUGUAGAUAUGAAGCGUGACUAUGCAUUUGUGGAAUUUAGUGAUCCUCGAGAUGCUGAUGAUGCACGGUAUGGCUUAAAUGGACGGGAAGUUGAUGGGAGUCGCAUUAUAGUUGAACAUGCGAAGGGUGUUCCACGUGGUCCAGGCAGCUCGCGUGAAUAUCUUGGCAGAGGCCCUACACCAGGAACAGGACGCUGCUUCAACUGCGGAAAUGAAGGACACUGGGCUCGAGACUGCAAGGCGGGAGACUGGAAGAACAAGUGUUAUCGCUGUGGAGAGCGGGGUCAUAUAGAAAAAAACUGUCAAAAUAGUCCCAAGAAAAUUGGACGUAGACGGAGUUACUCCCGCUCACCUUCUCCUCAUCAUGGCAGAAGCCGACGCCGUAGCUAUAGCCGGAGUCCUAGCCAUAGUCGAUCCAGGUCACCUCCGAAGAGGGAGCGUAGCAUCGAGCAUGGAGAAAGAUCAAGGAGUGCCUCACCACCCCCAUCCAAGGGAAAGAAGCACAGCCCAAUGCCUGUGAGAAAUUCGAGGGAGAGGGUUUCACCAUCCCUGAGUGACGGUAGGGAAGCCAAUGAGUUAGAGUAUGACUCAAGUCCAAAUGGAAGGAUCGGGAGCCCAAAGGAUGAUGUAGAUCAGGAUCAAAGACCCAAUGAGAGAAGUCCUGUUGAAGAAAAUGGUCGCAGCCACAGCAUUAGCCCUAGGGACAAUGGGAGUCCUAUUGAUGACGGUUCUCCAAGGGGCAGUGAUUAG